Microthlaspi erraticum is the source of this 1350-nucleotide messenger RNA. Lineage: Eukaryota; Viridiplantae; Streptophyta; Magnoliopsida; Brassicales; Brassicaceae. The record is from the annotation of a GenBank genome assembly.
AUGAGUUCCAUCUCUAAUGAUCUACUUCUGGAGAUAUUCUCGAGACUGCCUGCAAAGUCAAUCGCGAGGUUUUAUUGCUUGUCGAAGCUAUGGGAUUCCAUGCUUCACCGUCCCUAUUUCACGGAGUUAUUCUUGACCAGGUCCUCGACUCGUCCACCUCUCUUAUUCGCCAUACAAGCCGACAAAGGAUAUUUAUACGGUGAGUGGAGCUUCUUCUCGUUGCCUCAGCCUCAGAAUCCAUAUGAAAAGUCGUCUUCUCUUGCAGUAUCCCCCGAUUUCCAGUCGAAGUUCCCUGAACACUUGUCGUUAAAAUAUUAUGGUUAUGCCUCUGGUUUGAUCUGUUUCCGUAGGAUACUUGUUGAGGAUCAAGUGCAUGUAAUAUGUAACCCUAGCACAGGACGUUAUGCGAUCUUACCUAAACGGAGAGAAGCCAAAUCUGAAAGCUUUUUAGGGUUUGAUCCGAUUGAGAAGCAAUUCAAGUUGGAGGAAGAUCCAAAGUCCCUUAACCCAUUCGCCUUUGAGUGUAGAACGCCUUUGAGUGUAGAAGGGAUAUGCAUCAAUGGGGUUUUGUAUUACUUUGCUAGAACAGAUAAUGAUGAAACGUCUUCUGUGAAGAUAGUUUGCUUUGAUGUUAGGUUUGAAAAGUUCAAGUUUAUUGACGGAGAAUCCUUUUAUGUGGCCUGUCAUACAAGAUUGAUAAACUAUAAGGGUAAGUUAGGUGUGAUUAAUUGGGAGGCUGAUGGCAUUCAUGAUGCCAUUGAGUUGUGUGUGUGGAUUCUAGAGGAUGUCGAAAAACAGGAAUGGUCGAAACGUGCAUACACUUUUCGGGACGAUAAAAUUGUUGAUCUUAGCAUUGUUAACGUAGUUGGAAUGAAUCUUACAGGUGAAAUUGUUUUGUCGACGUACUAUCCUUAUGUUAAAUAUUUGCCUCCUUUUUAUGUUUUCUACUUCAAUCCCGAAAGGAACACUCUCCAACGUGUUAUAAGCCAAGGUUUUGGUGAGACUCUUAUAGUUAGAAAAGUCUUUGUAGACUAUGUAGAGGAUCUUAAUGCUAACGAUGCAAAGCUACUCAAGUCAAGCAUCUAUGAUGCUACAUCUAUGGAGAAGAAGAAGAAGCCAACACCACAUCAUCGGGAAGAGGUAAGAGAAAGGGACAUGGAUCGGAGGUAUAAUGAAGGUGUGAGUAGGGAGAAGAAAUACAGAGAGAAAGAUGAAAGAGACAGUCGGGAAGAUGAAUACGCAAAAAGAAGAAGACGCAGCGAAGAGACUAGAGAUAGAGAGAGGCGUGCAGAGAGUGGAAGAAAUAGAGACGAUCCCUGGAGUAAUAAGAGUAUAAGUGGAGGAGAAUAA